AUGACCGAAACUGCACGCUGGUUACUACUUGCUUCCUUAUUUGGGGCAGCGGCAGCUAAUUGGUCGCUGAGUAAUUACGCAUGCAAUCAGCCACAAUUGUAUCAACAAUGCAAUUGCCAAUCAUUUUGCAGUGGUUAUGUUCAACAACAACCGCAAUAUCAAUAUCAAUCGCCAUGUGGCGGAGGGUGUGAUGGUGGCGGUUAUGGUGGAGGUGGAUACGACAGCUAUCACCCAAGGAGACGGCAUAGGCCUCGACAUCAUAAGCAUAAGAAACCACGAAGAAAGUUCAAGUUUGAUUCUGAUGAAUCGUUAGAAUUGGAGGUUCCACCACCACCACCAACACAUAAAGCGAAGGCAAAAGUUCAGGAGGAGUCUGUUGAAGAACAAGGAUUCAUUGAGGAGCAGACUACACAAGCUCCGGUCGUGACCAAGGAAGACAGCUCAUGGGAGAACGAGGAUCUCUGGGAGAAGAAAUUCGAAGCGAAGCCGGCGGAGAGCAAGCUUGAUGAAGACGAGUUCCCCGAAAUCGAUAGUGCUGAGAUUACUAGAGCUGUGUCCCGCCCACAUCCUGCUCCAGCUCAAACGCGACCGGCGACUGGUGCUGGACAAGGCAUCGGAGUAAACACUGGUUUGGGAGUUGGAGCUCCGGGCGUCGGAAAUCCGGGAAUAGGUGGUCUAGGAUUAGGAAAUGGUGGCCUAUUCGGAAUCAGCAGUGGUGUUGGUGUUGGUGUUCCUGGCGUUGGUCCAAUUGGUGUCUCACAUUAUCAGCAGCAACGUUUCACACAUGACAAUCAAGAGAAAAAUUGCCGCGAAUGCGAUUCCGAUGAACUGGAACAAGACGAAGAAGAACAUAAUGGAUAUCGGGAUUCGUGUGGAACCAAAAAACGGCAUAGAAAGAAAAAUAAGAAAAACAAGAAGAAAAAGAAGAAGUUUCGAUUUUCGAGCGAAGAAUUGGAUCAAGAAGUGAGCAAAAAGAAAGGAAAAUAUGACGAUAAUGACGACGAAGAAUUCCCUCUUCCACCAGAUAGUUCAGAAGAAAAAUGGGAAACAAAAUCGUCGGAAUGGGAAAAAGAAGAUCAAUGGGAACGAAAAUUUGUGCCGAAAGCAAAACCGCUUCCUUCUGAACCUUUACCAUCUCCAGGAAUCGGAGGAGCUUCAGGCGGCGGCGGCGGUGGCGGUCUAGCCGGCUUAGGACUUGGCACAGGUGGAUUGUUCGGAAUCAGCAGCGGAGUUGGUGUCGGAGUUCCUGGAGUUGGGCCGAUCGGUGUCUCGUCAGGAUUGGGAAUUGGAAAAUGA
Messenger RNA from Caenorhabditis bovis, 1296 nucleotides. NCBI's taxonomy places the organism in Eukaryota, Metazoa, Nematoda, Chromadorea, Rhabditida, Rhabditidae. The record is from the annotation of a GenBank genome assembly.